UCCUGUUUCGUUCGUCAUUCGCGUUGUUUGAUCGUGGUAAUUUUGUAGCCUGUCAACUACGUCAGUCACGCGAUCGCGCGCGACGGGAAUGUUUUGCUGUUACGAGCAUCGCCCGUAUCUACGAGUCGCGUAUCGAUCACGAUGUGACUACGAUCUCUCGAUCCCCGAGGGAAACGCGUGCAAAGACCGUCGCUCCGUCGUCGAUCCGCAACGAACGACGCUCCACCGGCUCGCGCGCUAAAUGGCAAAGCGACAGAUCUUGCGAAGCCUCAUCGAGCCGAUGUGAAUUCGGAUUAAGAGUCUCAGGCACGACUGUGAUUCGACUGUGGUGCAUUGAAACGCUAGAUGUCGAGGUAAGCAUUGUGUAAUAUCUAAAGAAUAUUUUUGGAAACUGGUAAUUCGAUUCAUCUCGAUGCGUUGUAGGAUGCAUUCCGGAGAAGACGAUGAAACUGACAGAAGAGGCAUUAACAGUGGCAGUCAUGUAACGGGGUCGUAAACAGGAUUUACUCUGUGAUGGAGGACUACACACCAAUUGACGAGGAUUUCCCAGGCCGGUUGUUGCACCAAGCAGCGCUUUGGGACAAUGCCGAGCUGCUGGAGGAUUUGUUGCGCGGUGAGCACGCGCAAUAUAUCAACAGCAAGGACUCAUGGGGCAGAACACCGAUGCAUGCAGCCGCGAUCACGGAGAACUCCCGUUGCCUAGAUGUUUUGCUGAUUGCUGGAGCUGAUCCGAAUGUCACCUGCGGCCCUCGCGGUCACCAUCGGACGCCGCUGCACGUUUGCGCGGAACACGGCCACGCUGGCAACGUGGAGAAGCUGCUGAACUUCGAUGCGGAUCUCAUGAUCCGCGAUGACGACGGCCUGAAGCCGCUCGACAUUGCCGAAAAGAGCGGACAUGACUCUUGCAUCCAUCUCCUGAAAGCGGCGGCCGAGAAGUAUGAGCUUGCAAAACAGGCGACCCAUGCUUCUCUGCGCGCGGCCUGCAUUCAAGGCGAUACUGUGGCUGCCCGGAACAUCAUUCAGGGUCUGUCGACCGAUCUGGAAUGCGUGGUGAACAUGGCACCGAACGGCGCCAAUACAUUGCUCUUUGUCGCCUGCGAGAGCGGCCACAAGGACAUCGUUCGGUUGCUGUUGGAUCACGGUGCCGACUGUAGAAGUCAUCCGGUCACCAAGUACUGUCCGCUCUAUAUAGCUUGUUAUCACGGCAAAGUGGAAAUCGUUGAGUUGCUGCUUCGGCAUUUUCCCAAGCAGGCACAACAGCUUACAGUGGAGCGCUGGCUGCCGAUUCAUGCCGCGACGAUAAACGGCCAUCAUCUAGUAAUCGACUUGCUACUCAAAUUCGAAUAUCCGCAGCACGUCUAUCAGCGCUAUAGGGAUCCGUCCGGGGAAUUCGAAUAUGAACUACCUUUUGACAUAAACGCGAAAGAUGUCACCGGUCAGCACGCACUCUACAUAGCCAGCAUGCUGGGUAACGUCAAAUGUGUUGAGUUGCUCCUAGGUUAUCGGGUGAAGGCGAGGACAACCAAAGAGGAGGAUGGCGUAGGUGGUGCGCAGCAGCUCCCAGUAUCAAAGCGCAAAAUCUCUAGUGGUAUUCAGAGACUGAUGUCGUCGCUGAAUUUUCGCAGCAAGACACCCACCGACAAGAAGGAUGAUAAAAUGAUAUAUCCGGUGAAUCUGGAUCUCUAUUGCAAUAACGACAGCGAAACGGCAUUGCAUGCGGCUGUCAGGGGUAGGCAUACCGAUGUGGUGAACGCUCUCCUGCAAGCAGGCGCCAAUCUCGAACUGCCAGUCAAAGUUCCAUACGAUCAGAACGAUCCCGACGGCAGUUAUUCAAGUGUGCUGACGAUCGCGUGUCAGAAUCGCGACGUGAAGAUUGCGGAUCUGCUGCUGAAGCACGGCGCCGUUGACAAUGAGUGCAAGGCACUAAAGAUCGCCGCGCAGAAUCGCGACGAGGCGCUCACCGCGAAACUAUUAUCGAUCAAGGCGCACCCGGACUCCGAAUAUAAGAUCAAUAAGAAAGCAAUGACCGAGUGCACGCAGAGUUCGCACUUUUCUGCUCUGUCGUCCUUUGGUCAUGUCACUUACUCCGCGCUAUUUCCCAAAACACCCACGAUGAUCAACUGGCACAACCAGCAGUGUCAUCUUUCGCAAAUUCGGCUGCAGUGGUUGAUCGACGCGGUACUGCACGUCAACAAGAAGCUGAGUCCGAAGAACAAUGAUCUGGUGUUGUACGCCAUUACGCGAGUUGACAUCUCCCAUAACUCCAUCACCUCCGUACCGUCCACCAUGUUCUACUUGCAAAGUCUGCGAUAUCUUAACAUGGCACAAAACAAAAUCGACACCCUCACGGCCGAUUCGAAAAAUCCGAAGGACAAAUUGUGCCCGGUUCUGGAAGAGAUGUACCUACAAGACAAUCGACUAGAGCAAUUACCGGAAUUCAUCAUGAAUUUACCGGCGCUUGAAAUUAUGGACGUGUCCAAUAACAAGCUGCAAUGUCUGCCGCAAAAUCUAUGGCGCGCACCCAAGCUAAAGGAACUGAACGCAUCAUUCAAUCUGCUGCGUGAUCUGCCCAGCCAGGCAUCGCAGAACAUCCUGAGGAAGCCGCAACGCGGCGACGAGGCGCAGUCAAACGGUAUCAACUUCCGCGGGCUCUCGGCUGUGCCGCGAAUAGAAUCCAUGGAAUUCGACUCAUUCACAAAAAUCGCAAAUGCGCAGGUGAUCGAAAUGGAACGGCCGCAUGUGUGGACCAGCUCCGUCCAAGUGUCAGAGAGAAUGAGCGACGAUACAGAGAACGGCAACAAGUCGGUGCUGGCGUCGUUGAAUCUAGCGCACAACCUCUUCAACAGCAUUCCUGUGGCGUUACCAUGCUUGGCGGUAAGCCUGAUGCGACUGAAUAUGGCGUACAACUCGCUACGUUCGAUGAGUCAUAUUACUUCGUAUCCGGCGAGCCUAAAACAACUAGAUCUGUCGAACAAUCAGAUUUCGCGGUGGCCCAGUCUGCCCCAAGUCGACAGUUCCGACAGCAUGGAACAAGCGAACACGGCCUGUUAUUGUCCGACUGUGAAUGCGCAAUCGCCUGGUAUCGUGCCCAGCAAUCGGCAGACGCCCGCGUCAAUGCGUGACAUUGUACUGCAAUCGGUGUGCGUGCACAGACGGCAUCUGCGACUUGAGAACUUACGUACUCUGAUCCUAGCGAGCAAUCUAUUAAAUCGCAUCCAGCUGACAUCGUAUGACGAUGGCGAGAUGCCGUGUUUGGAAGAAGAACGCGGAGAUCCAGAUAGGGAUUCGAAGAUCGGACACUCCAGCUCAAAACCGUACUUGCUCUUUCCUAACGUCAGUAUGUUGGACAUCAGCAAUAAUCAACUGCGCGAGAUACCGCACAAUAUCUAUGAGCUGAAUAAUCUGUCGGUGCUAAACAUUAGUGGUAAUAACGAAAUUGUCGAGUUGCCACCGCAAAUGGGUCUGCUAGGCCGUUUGUGGAAUUUAAAUACUCAGGGUUGUCGACUGCAAGAGCCGCUUAAAUCGAUGAUUGAAUCAAAGAAAUACAAGACCAUGGACGUUAUUGGUUAUCUGAAGUCGAUCCUGGAGGACGCAAAGGCGUACGCGCGCAUGAAAUUGAUGAUCGUUGGUAUUCAAGGCAUCGGCAAGACGAGUCUGCUGGAGCAAUUACGGCAGGAGGGUGAGGUGCCGAACAAAAAGAAGGCAUCCGAGCACUGGGCUAAGCGGAUGGGUAAUAAGAAUAUCAACGCAAAAACCGCCAAGGGUAUGACGAUCUCGACGGUGGGUGUGGAUAUCGGCGAUUGGAUUUAUGAGAAAAAAGUACGCGGACAAUCCUCCCAUGGACCGGUCUAUUUCAGGACUUGGGACUUUGGUGGUCAGCGCGAAUACUACGCAACGCAUCAAUAUUUCCUGUCGAAGCGCAGCCUGUAUCUCGUCGUAUGGCGGAUCACGGAUGGUUUCAAAGGCGUUUCCGAGAUCUUUCAAUGGCUGGUAAACAUUCAAAGCAGAGCGCCUAACUCGCCAGUCAUCAUCGUUGGCACACAUUACGACAUCUCCUACGAGCAUAGCGAAGGUCUGCAACAGUAUAUACGUGACAAGUUUAUUAACGUGGUCGAUGCCGAAAAGUGUGGUCUGCCCAAAGUUAUGGAGACGAUCGAAGUGAGUUGCAAAACGCGCCACAACAUCAAGAUGCUGUGCAACCUCAUCUAUGAUGUUGUCUUUAGCUUGAGAUCCCCCGGCAGCAAGGAACUGUUGUUGGAACAGAAAGUUCCGGCGAGUUAUUUGGCGUUGGAGGAUGUGGUAAUCCAACUGGCGCACGAUAGAAAGCUAUCCGGUUUGGAUCCGGUUCUGAAAGCCGACCAGUAUUACGCAGCGGUAAACAAUGAGCUUCAGAAACUGCACAGAUCUUUCAGAGAUCCGGCCGAGUUACAUCAGGCGACACUAUUCCUUCACGAGAACGGCAUAAUCCUACACUACGAUGACGCCACGUUGAAGGAUCUCUAUUUCUUGGAUCCGCAAUGGCUCUGUGAUAUGUUGGCUCACGUGGUCACCAUACGGGAAAUCAAUCCAUUUGCUAGAUCGGGUAUAAUGAAAUUGGACGAUAUCCAGCAUGUAUUCAAAUCAUCCACGAUAUCGUCAAUCGACACUCAGGGCUAUAUUGUCAGUUUGCUCAAUAAGUUUGAAGUUGCUUUGACAUGGGACUGCCGCACGCUGCUGAUACCGUCCCUCCUCCCAACCGAAGAGGAUAUUCUGCGUAACAAUCAAAUCAUCAAGGUACCGGUGAAGACACGUGGUUGGCACGUGCGUGCGAAGAAAAUCACAUCGCCCAUGUUUGCGUAUCUGGGUGCGCCGACCGGUGACAAUAAAAACAACGCCGAGUGUGUGCUCACAUCCAGAUCACAGCCCGAUUGUUCCGUUACCAGACUGUUGCUUAUGUCGUAUUUUCCCAGUGGCUUCUGGUCCCGACUGAUCACCCGCAUUCUCGCAGAUGAUGCCAUCGUCGACAUUGUCAUGUCGUUCCUGGCGCCAUUCAAGGAUUUUGUUGAUGACAAUAUUUUCGCUAGUCUGUUGGACCUGCAGGCCGAAUGGGUGCUCUGGCAGACAGGAAUCGAGCUGCGAUAUUCUGGCAUUACGUUGUUACGUCUAAAGGAAGUUUAUUAUAAUCUGAAGAAUUCGCCGUACGAUUACAGACAGUUUAAAUUCAAAUUGAAACAAGAUGGUAUUUGGUGCACAGUGGACCUGAAGAAUUCCGCCAUUCUAGAGAUCUGGUUUCCAGUGGAUACUCUAGUAAUCAAACAGCCUAUCAUGUCUGAUUCCGUGGAUGAAGAACCGAUGGGCUAUCAAGCGAUUGUGGUGGAGCCACGACCGGAGAGCAUGCCACAAUUAAUGGCGCUGAUUGUUGAUCACAUCGACAUCCUAUUAGAAGACUGGUAUCCGACGCUGGGCACACGUUUCGUCCACACUUCAGAGGGUAAAUUGCUAGUCACAAGAUUAAUACCAUGUCCACGCUGUUUGCUUGGCAACACCGAGAACGGCGAUGGUGAGUCGAGUGAUAGCGAUGGUCGCUUGAUUGAGGACAUUCAGAAGUACUGCGCCGUGAAUCGUACUGAGAGACAGAGUCAGGACAGCUAUAAAUCUGAUGGCGACAGUGGCGUCGGUUAUGACAGUCUGACAUCCAGUAGGAUGCCGUCGCUCGAAGGACAUCCGGACAUGUCAAGGCAACAGAGUUCCACACAUCCUGAGAGUACCUUAGCAUACUCCUGGAUGGUAGAAGAGUGCAUAUUGGCAGCAUACAGCAAUAAACCUAUCAGUUGCCCAAGACACUCGGAAAUCCCACUGUCGCAUGUCGCACCGGACAUCAUCUUCAUGGAUCUAGGUGUCAAGCAUCUGAUCAAAUCGGAUGACUUGAAGCGGGGCAAACUGCUGGGCCGUGGCGCUUUUGGCUUCGUCUUUCGUGGCAGCUGCCGAUUGCCUGGCACGCAUGUCCGCGCCGAUGUGGCUAUUAAAAUGCUGCAACCGGUCUCGCCGGGCCCAAACUCCACGCAGUCGGCGAUUUUGGCGUACAAGGCGUCGCAGAGCAAAUGGGACCGCGACCCGUUACAGUAUGCCUGCAAGGCGUACUGCAUGGCACGUCAGGAACUCAAUAUCCUGCUGACACUUAGGCACGCCAAUAUCGUACCACUGAUCGGUAUAGUCGUUAGUCCUUUGGCUCUCGUGUUGGACCUGGCGCCUCAGGGUGCGCUGGACGGCGUUCUGAAGAAUUAUCGUCGCUCUGGGGCCAAACUGGAUCCCUAUACGCUUCAGGCGAUAAUUCUUCAGGUUGCCAAGGCAGUGGAGUACCUACAUCAGCAGCAUGUCAUUUACCGCGAUCUCAAAUCGGAAAACGUGCUGGUGUGGCAGAUGCCGUUGCCGUUUCAAGAAAAUCCGGACCCGGUGCAUGUCAAGGUUGCCGACUACGGUAUCUCGAGGCUGACGUUGCCUACAGGAGCGAAGGGUUUCGGCGGCACAGAGGGCUUCAUGGCGCCCGAGAUCAUCAGGUACAACGGCGAAGAGGAGUACACGGAGAAAGUGGACUCAUUCUCGUUCGGCAUGUUUAUCUAUGAGCUUAUCACGUUGCGCCAGCCGUUCGAAGGCCACGAAGCAGUGAAAGAGUGUAUUCUGGAGGGCGGUAGACCACCACUCAUGUAUCGCGAGACUUUCCAUCCGUGCUACGCGCUCGAUCUGAUGGUGAUAUGCUGGGCGCAGAAUCCGAAGGAUCGGCCAACCGCUAGUCAGAUCGUCUCAAUCGCCUCCGCGCCCGAAUUCACGCAUUUGAUAGAUGUCACUCUAUUGACAGAACGCACACAAGUGACGGCGGUCACGAUGACAAAUCAUUGCGGUAGCAGUGGGCAGAACGAAGCGAUAGAGAGCCUGAACGGCGAUGAGAUCUGGUUUGGCCACAACAAUGGUGAGGUGGACAUGCUACUAGGCACUCAAAAGGGCUGGCUGCGUCACGUGCGUAUCGAAACACCGGUGAUACCAUACGCUAUGUGCGGCAUAGACGGUUACAUCUGGAUCGGCGACAAUGCCGGUCAGAUACACGUUUAUCUGUGCGGCAACUUCGGCUGCGUGGCCAGUUACAGCCUAGAGGCAGAUCACAGCAGGGAGUCCAAAGUAGUCGGACUGAUCCAUCUGGAACAGCUGAAACAGUUCGCCGUGGCCCUGCAUAGCGGUCGGAUCUUUCUGUUAUCCAACUCGUUCAUGCAGAUGAAGAAGACAGAAAUCACCGGCAGCAGCGGUGGCACAGAAACGACACGCAACGGCACUGAUAUCAAGACCUAUUCGCUUGCCGCGGUCUGCCGGAAGAGACGCGUGCUGGAGCUCUGGACCGGUCAGAGCUACGGCCGGAUAUCCGUUUACACGCUCAAGGAUGGUAACUUGGCUGACACCGCGCAGUUGUCUCACUGCACUGGAAUCAUCAACGAUGCCGCAAUGAAGAAUCUCUUCGCCACUUAUCUAAUUGGCGCGGCGACCGAGAGCUUUGUCUUUUCGUAUACAUAUCCCGGCUGCGUAGUAUAUCAAUGGGACGUAGACAGCCGACAGAUCGUCAACAAGCUCGACAUGUCCAAGCUGGUGCCGUGUUCCGAGAGCCUCAAGUCCAUCGCCAUAGAAGAAAACUUGUCGACAGAAAAGUGUCAAGUCACCGCGCUCGAGGCCAGCAGUGGUCAACUAUAUAUCGGCACUACCUGGGGCUGUAUUGUCGUCGCCGAAUGCGGCACUUUACGUCCCAUCACCGUGUUCCGACCAUUCGAGGGCAAGGUCUGCCAGAUUGUAUCUCUCAAAUCCGCAGACAAGAAGAAAAUAGUAUUGGCGACCGUCGGCCAGGGAUAUCGCAGUUUGAUCGCGCGAUACACCGACUUCCCACUGAAGACCCUGGAAAACGAAGAACUCAGACACGGCAUGUAUACUCUGCUAUGGCGGUCGGAAAACUGGUCGGCAGCUUGAUUCCCGCGAAAAUCUUAAAGUCCGUACGUUCAGUGACUGUUUCUCAGCAUUAUAUGCGAUCUUGUAGACGCAUAUAAUGACUUCGUCUUACAAGAAGAUACAUAAACGAGAUUAUCGUUGAAUGUACGAUGAGAAAAUGGACCUGAUUCGAUCCAGCCUGUAGGAGGAAAUUUUCAUUCGUAACGAGAUCUAUAUAGUGCCAAAAUGUUGCAUGGUCCGGUGUGAUGAAAUCUCAAAGAUGAAAUUCGUUGUGAUAGGAUCGCAGGAUUCUCCCUCCUCUUUGGCCAGUAUAAUACUGGAAACGCUUAAGUGGUGCGAAAUUUAAUUGAGCGACGUUUGAGCUCGGUGAAUCUUAUACGUCCACUAUUAUAGUAUUUAACACCCAAAGGAUGCUGAUUGAAAAUAAGCGUGCUUGACGCUCGGGAAAGAAAUUAUAGAAAAUUAAAAAAGGGAAUAACAUUGCAAAUCUCACAUCACUCAGUUUUCCUCGCAAGUACGCUUAUUAAUGAAUGUCCUGUAUAAUGCAUCACAGGCUGUAAAUGAAUAUUCUUUCGUUCGUCCAAGUCACAGAAUUUCCGAGUAUAAGAGAAACAUUACUUAUUUUAUAUAAAAUUAAAUUCUAAGAGAAUAGUCUAAAUUUUAAAGUAUUAAAGUAUUAAAGUACUUUAAGAUAUUUUAAAGUACGUUCUCGCUUGCAUAAUAUAAUCGGACUCUACGAGAGAGUGAUGCUAUUUGUGUAUUUAUAUAACUCAUAAAAGAGAAGGAAUGAUUCUGGCGUGUUAAUACAAUUUGUUUCGUCACUGCGAGAUGAAAAAAAAUGGGAUGAAAGAGGGAAAACAUUUUUCUUAACUGAUAUUAACUGAGCUGUUUCAGAUAUUAAAGAGCUAUUUUUAGCACAUCAAUUACCUUUUAUAAUAUCGUUAAUGUUAAGAUUUCGAUAAGUUUUAUUGCUGAUAUUGAGAUCUCAUAAAUCUCAAACCGAUAGAAAUAUAAUUUUUAGAUUGUACUCAUGUAUCUCUUUCUCUCUCUACGAUUCAGUUAGAUCACGUCCAAAUUAAUAUCUUAUAAGUUGUACUGCAAGAUUUGCAGAGACUAAGUCUAAGAUCGAAGGUUGUGGGACAUGUUGUAUAACAUAUAAAAGUAUAUUGACAUUAAUUUACUGUAAUACUAAGGAGAUAAAAAACCACAUAUAUACGUAAACAUGUUAGAAGUAUUUUUGCUCAAUUAAAUUAUUAAAUUUUGACACUUGAUGAUUUAAUUAUAGGGACACGAUCAGUUUAUCCCAAACGUAAUCGAUGUGAUACGAAAUACUCAGCGAAAAAAA
This is a messenger RNA of Pogonomyrmex barbatus (red harvester ant), 9307 nucleotides long. RefSeq names its product Leucine-rich repeat kinase (gene Lrrk). Gene Ontology annotation, biological process: protein phosphorylation. Gene Ontology annotation, molecular function: ATP binding; protein kinase activity; protein binding. The record is from RefSeq and is a predicted model, not a curated record. Lineage: Eukaryota; Metazoa; Arthropoda; Insecta; Hymenoptera; Formicidae.